Penicillium chermesinum is the source of this 1599-nucleotide messenger RNA. Its product is annotated as PPIL2 family peptidylprolyl isomerase. Gene Ontology annotation, biological process: protein peptidyl-prolyl isomerization; protein polyubiquitination; protein folding. The coding region runs from base 1 to 1599 and encodes 532 amino acids. Gene Ontology annotation, molecular function: peptidyl-prolyl cis-trans isomerase activity; ubiquitin-ubiquitin ligase activity. Gene Ontology annotation, cellular component: catalytic step 2 spliceosome. NCBI's taxonomy places the organism in Eukaryota, Fungi, Ascomycota, Eurotiomycetes, Eurotiales, Aspergillaceae. The transcript is spliced from 4 exons. The record is from RefSeq and is a predicted model, not a curated record.
AUGGGGAAAGAGGAUGCAUAUGGAGCCAGCGCUGGCGCUGGUGUCUCCAAGUCGAAAAGAGGAGGCCCCCAUGCCGCAUUCAAACGCCUUCCGUUCAAUUUCUGCUCUCUAUCGCUACAACCAUUCUCGCAUCCCGUCUGCACACAAACGGGAGUCAUCUUCGAUCUGACCAACAUCUUGCCGUGGAUCAAAAAACACGGGACAAACCCAGUGGAUGGAUCACCUUUGAAAAGCUCAGACUUGAUCAAGCUCACAUUCGCGAAGAAUGAAGAGAACGAGUACAUCGACCCGGUGACCUACAAGGUUUUAACCGAUAAUACGCACAUUGUCGCGCUACGAAAUACCGGAAAUGUGUUUGCUUGGGAUACAAUCGAGCGACUAAACAUCAAGGGAAAGAUCUGGCGCGAUCUGGUCACCGACGAAGAGUUCACCCGCAAGGAUAUCAUCACCCUACAAGACCCGCAAAAUCUCGAGUCGCGUGAUCUCAGCACUUUCAACUACAUCAAGGAGGGUCAAACGGGCGUUAUCGAGGGACAGCAGACCACUGAGAGUGUGAACACCAAUGCGCUUGGCAGUUCAGCCAAGAUUCUCAAGGCCAAGGAGGCGGUGGCCAAGGCUCGCGCUGAGCGCGCUCAGCAGGCUGGAUCUGCUACUCCCAAGGCCGUCGCGAAGCCAGGACCAAAUACGACCUCCAAGUCUGCCGCUUCCCAAUCAGCAAAGCCUACGCCUUACAAUGCAGCACGAUACACGACUGGUAAAGCCGCUGCCUCUUUCACCAGUACUGGAAUGGCCGUCCAUACAUCCGCCGAGCUUGCCCUUCUCUCCGAAGAGGAGUACAUGUUGAAGCGCGGACGAGUCAAGGGCAAAGGCUACGUACGUCUCGAGACUACGGUCGGUCAUUUGAAUUUAGAGCUUUAUCCUGAAUUCGCUCCGAAAGCCGUGUGGAACUUUAUUUCACUUGCCAAAAAAGGUUACUACAAGGAUGUCACCUUUCACCGCAAUAUCAAAGGGUUUAUGAUCCAAGGUGGAGAUCCUACGGGGACUGGUCGGGGCGGCGAGAGUAUCUGGGGCAAAAACUUUGCGGAUGAGUUUGAUGGGCCGCUAAAGCAUGACAGCCGUGGCACACUGAGCAUGGCCAACAAGGGCAAAAACACCAAUAGUAGUCAAUUCUUUAUUUCUUACCGAGCUCUGCCGCACCUUGACCGCAAACACACCGUCUUUGGGCGACUAAUUGAUGACCCGACUCCUUCAUCGACCACUCUCAACAGUCUUGAAACCCACCCGGUAGAACCGAAUACCAAUCGGCCCACCCCUGAGGUGCGAAUUAAGGACGUGACCAAGAACCAAGAUCUAUCUACCACUAAUGACGACGAUCUCGGUGAUGUCGAUGACAACCAAAUAACUUGGACAGGCAAGCGAGUGCGUGGGCCGGGUACUAGCUCGCAUGACGCUUCUUCGGGCGUUGGCAAGUACCUUCAGGCCGCACUAGCCGAACAAGAGGACGAAAUAGUGGAAUAUGUCGAUGAAGAUCCUGAACCGGAGCCUGCACGCAAGAAAGUUAAAGGAACAGGCGGGUUCGGGGAUUUUAGCUCAUGGUGA